This is a messenger RNA of Etheostoma spectabile (orangethroat darter), 1694 nucleotides long. Its product is annotated as interferon-induced protein with tetratricopeptide repeats 1. The record is from RefSeq and is a predicted model, not a curated record. Gene Ontology annotation, biological process: defense response to virus. Bases 192 to 1499 code for a protein of 435 amino acids. Gene Ontology annotation, molecular function: protein binding. Lineage: Eukaryota; Metazoa; Chordata; Actinopteri; Perciformes; Percidae. Gene Ontology annotation, cellular component: cytosol. The transcript has 2 exons.
AUACUCUUCAAGAAGAAGCUAUAAUCUCUAUAAUCGCUCCGACCUCAGCAUGCGUAUUUAAAGCUGCGUGCUUCAACAACAUCUCCUCAUUUACAGAAGCAGAAGGUGGACAUCACUGACUUCAGACCAGCGGACCCAGACCAGCAUCAGGAGCAGAAACCAGCUGAAUAUUUAGAGAAGUACUGAGCUGAAUGAUGAGUGCUGCUCAGAGUCCAACAACACUGGAGUCCAAACUCAAGGCCCUGCAGUGCCACUUCACCUGGGAUCUGGACCACAGGAAGUCCAUCCUCUUACGUCACAGGGACUACCUGGAGGACAUCGGCACCGAGGAGGGGAACAGCUGGCUGGGUCACAUCUACAACCUGCGGGGGUUCGUCCAGUACCAGCUGGGGUUCACCGAAGACGCCCAGAGUCUCUUCAACAAGGCUGCAGAGGCCUUCAGGAAGAUAAGAAACGCAGACCAGGGUCCCUGGUUGGUGGUGAACUACGGGGACCUGGCGUGGCUUCACCACCACCUGGGAGACCAAGCAGAGAGUCAGGCUUACCUGUCAAAGGUCCACGCCCUGAUGAAGAAAUACCCCUCUCCAUCCCAGGACCCCCAGGACCAGCUCCAUCCAGAGAUCUACGCUGAGAAAGCCUGGACCCUGAUGAAGUUCAGCACUGACAAGAAACCGGCUGCAGAUUACUUCCAGAGAGCCAUCAGGAUGCAGCCGGACAUGGUGGAGUGGAACACCAGCUACGUCUUAGGGUUAGUGUCUAAUUUUUGGCAAAACUACAAAGGACCGGAGGCGGAGCUUCUGGAGAAAAUGAGACUCGCCAAGGAACAGGAUCCAGAGAACUUGUACCUCGCUGUUCACUACCUCGAGCAAUGUGCAAAGAAAAGACAGAAAAUCAAAGAAGAAGCACGUGAGUUAGCCAGAAAGGUGUUGAGAAAUCCUGUGAGCAGCUACAGUGGCAUUAGACCUUUACUAAGGCUUUUCAUAAAUCAUGUUUCUAUUGAUGAGGCCAUUGCUUUGGCAGAGGAGGCUCUGGGAACCCAUCCAGAGGAGCGUUAUCUGAAGAGCUGUCUCGCAUACUGCUACAAAUGGAAGAUCUUCAAGGAAAGCCCAAAGCAAAGCGAGAUAGACCGAGCCAUCAGUCUCAAUGAGGAGGUGAUUGACCUCUACCCUCAUUCUUCAUUUGCAAAAAAAAUGAACCUCGCAAAGUUAUACCUAAAGUUAGAUGACUGCCGUGAUAAAGCUGAGCAGAUGUACCAGGAGCUGCUAAGAAGAGAUCGGGAGCCUGCAGACAAACAGAUGCUCUACUACAACUAUGCAAAUUAUUUACACUUCUAUCGCAAAGACAGUGAAGCGUCACUACGAUAUCACAUGGAGGUGGCAAAGAUACCGCUUCAAUCCAUCUUUCGGAAGAAGAGCAUCACAACCCUAAAGAAGAACCAAAACACAAGCCCAAUUGGUAGAGAGAUAGAGGAGUUUCUGGCAAUCCUGCCGGAGCCAUGAUGGUUUUAACAUUCACCCAAAGCAAAGCAAUCAGUCUCCAUGAAGAGGUGAUGCUCUUUAGCCUCAAUCUCUCCUUAUGAAGAAAACAGAACUCGCAAAGUUAAAUCACGGCCAUGAAAAAGCUCAGCAGAUACAUCAGGAACUGCUAGAAAAUGGUCUGGAACUUGCAGACAAACAUUAGAUAUAUUUACCACU